AGGAAUACGCAAGAGAACCUUGUCCGUUCAGGAUUGUUGAUGAUUGUGGAGGAGCUUUCGCAAUGGGUUGCAUAGGAGGUGGCAUAUUUCAAGCAAUAAAGGGAUUUCGAAAUGCUCCAUCUGGAUUCAAUAAGCGCAUGGGGAAACUAAAUGGAAUGUUCUCGGCAACGCCGAACAAUUUUUUUUGAUUGGAAUACCACUGUUGGUGUUAAUAUUAUACCCUUUAGCUGAAGAUGAAGUAAUAAACACAUGCAUCAUAGCAUAACACACAAGUACCCAGCUAGAACAGUGACGGCUACGUUACUUAGUGGGUCUAUUAUUACACGAGGCAACAAAAGUUGCUAAUUCUCGCGCGAUUCUCUUUUGCUGUCGCCCAUUACCUUCACACCAGCGGCUUGUGUUGCGCAACUCUGUUCGAGUUUUUUUUUUCUCUUUCACUUUACUUUAACCCAUUGUCGUUUCUUUUUCCUUAUAGGUGUUUGGGCCACUCUAUCACAUAUACAGUGGCGGACAAAAGUCUACAUACACCCCCUGUUUUCUUCGAUGUGAGAGUACAAAAAGUUUUUAGAAAAAUGUAUUUAUACAGUUUUAUUCUAAUAUUUAUUAUAAUAGCAAUUAACUAAAAAAAUCCAUUAUUUAACAUAAAACAACAAAUUUAUGGAAGAAAAACUCAAAAAUUGCUUUGACAAAAGUCUACAUACAGUUCAAAUCUCAUACUUUGUACAUUGUUAUAUUAACAGUAAGGUAACGUUAGCCUUUUUCUUUUAUUUCAAUAUGUUUAUUGUUUGAUAUUUAUUGAAUUUAGUUGUGGUUUAAACACUUCAAUAGCUAUAAUGGCUCCGUGAAAUGAAAUAUCAAUUGAUGUAAGAAAUUUGGUGAUAAAAGAAAGAAAAGAAAAAAAAUCAUUUGGUGAAAUUUCUUAAAUUUUAAACUUGAGUCGAGCAACAGUACAGACAAUUCUAAAAAACUUUAAAAAUAAUGGUUCCAACGAAAAUAAACCGCGCAGUGGACCCCCAAAAAAACAAUCUCGUAGAUACGUCAGCCUGAUUCUCAACGAAGUAGAUCAAAAUCCAAAAGUAAAUGCUGCAAAUAUAGCCGAACGCAUAGCGAGUACGUCACAAAUGAGUAUCCAACCAAGAGCAAUAAGAAAAAACUCUAAACGAUAACGGAUUCCACAGUAGAACACCACGGAAGAAACCUUUUAUUUCUGAAAAAAUCGGAAAAUUCGUUUAAAGUUCGCCAAAAAACACAAAGAAAAGGAAAUGGAUUUUUGGAAAAAAGUUUCAUUUACAGAUGAUUCUAAAUUCACUCUUUUUGGUAGUGAUGAAAGUGCUAAAAUUUGAUGGAAAACUAACGCCACGCUUGAACCGAAGAACGUAGUAUCAAUUGUGAAGCUCGGUGGCGGCAGCGUAAUGGUUUGGGCAGUUGUUGCGGCCUCUGGAGUUAGAAAUUCGGACUUUAUCGAAGGUGAAAUGGACGGUUAUAAGUAUAAGUCUCUGUUGGAACAUAAUUUGAAGCCUUUGGUGGAUAAUUUAGGGCUCGGUUCCGGUUGGAUAUUUCAACAAGAUAACGAUCCGAUGCAUGCGGCGCAAAUUGUCAAGGAUUGGUUGCUUUAUUAUACUCCAAGUCAAUUAAAUACACCACCUCAAAGUCCAAAUAUGAAUAUUAUUGAACAUGUCUGGGAGGAUUUUGGAGCGUAGAAUUAGAAAGAACCAAAUUUCUAGCUCUGCUCUACUCUAAGAGCGCAUAUUGGGACCUUGGAACAAUAUUACAUCUGCAGCGUUGACAAAUUUUGCAGAAUCAAUGCCACGGCGUCUUCAAGCAGUUACAGAUGCCAAUGGGGACCCAACUAAAUACUAAAACGUCUUAAUAACUAGCAUUUUGUAAAGUUUUUCGCACUAACUAAGAUAUUUUUGUACUGUAUGUAGACUUUUGUCAACACAAUAUUUGAGUUUUUAUUCCAUAAAUUUGUAGUUUUAUAUUAAUUAACGGAUUUUUUAAGUUUGUUGUUAUUAGAAAGAAGAUUAGAAUAAAACUGUAUCAACACAUUUUUCUAAAAAGUUUUUGUACUCUCACAUCGAAGAAAACAGGGGGUGUAUGUAGACUUUUGUCCGCCACUGUAUUAAUCAGUUCUGACAAUUAAGAAAUACAUUUUAUGGUAAAGGUUCAGGAGAGCGGCUUUUCCGAAAACGUGCACCAAUUUUCACGGGAAAUGUCUUAAAAUUCGUGUUUUUAAUUCCAAUUUACGAAUAUAUAUGGCGCGUUAUCUAUUUUUCUGUUUUUUUGCAAUAAAAACAAUAAAAAAUAUUUCGAUUUUGCACAAUAUUCACGCUAUAAAUGGCAUCACUGUUCGAAAUUCAAUUGAGAACUAGUGAUACAAGCAGUGAUCGGGUUCGAAAUUCGAGACUAUACAAGAAUUGAUAAAAAUGAGAGAUAUAUAAUAGAAAAAUAUUAUUAAUUGGAAAAAUAAAAAUAAAUUAAAAUAUCGAUAUUCUCAAUAUUCGAGUUUGAAAGAAAAUUGGUAAAAAUGAGAAAUACACAAUAGAAAAAUAAUAAUAAUUGGGAAAAUAUAAAUAAAUUAAAAUAUCGAUACUCUCAAAAUUUGAGGCUGAUCGAGAAUUGGUAAAAAUGAGAAAUACAUAAUAGGAAAAUUCUUCUUCUUUCUGCAAUAAUAAUGAAUUAUAAAUUUUCCUAUUAUGUAUUUCUCAUUUUUACCAAUUCUCGAUCAGCCUCAAAUUUUGAGAAUAUCGAUAAUUCGAAAACGAUCAUGAAUCAAUAGUGGCCAUUCGCAUUUACAACAGCUUUGCCAUAAUUUCGAACAUACCUUGCCAUUUUCGUUGAAGUGUAGUGAUUGUAAAGUUUUUCAUAUUUUUAUAAAAAUAACAAAAAAACCUAUUUAUCUUAUUGAUUAACGAAAGAACAUCAAUAAAUACGUGAAUAUAACUUAUAGAAAGUAUAAUUUCAACAUCCAAAGACGUGUAAAGUGCAAAAGUGAAUUUUUGAUUUCGGGAAAUACGAUGUUUUUUGAUAAAAACAAAGAAAAUACUGAUUUUAAAGGCACGCGCCUAACAUAUUCGUAAAUUAGAACUAAAAACGAGUAAUUUAAGACCUUUCCCGUGGAAAUUGGUGUACGUUUUCGGAAAAGCCGCUCUCCUGAACCUUUACCCAUUUUAUUUAUAAUUCAAAAUUAAAACAAAGAUUAUAUGACAGACUUUCACAUACAUACAUAUAUCACCCUUUUCACUAUCGUCUGAAUCAAUUUGUAUGGCUUUCUCCAUACAUUUCACAAUAUCUUUAAUUAAUUCGAUUUUUUCGUCAUACUCCAUUUUCUAAAAUAAUUAUAUUACAUUAGGGUCGGCUUUAGUAUACGAUCCCACGAUUUCAGGGUUAAAAGUGGUAUGGUUAGAUAAUUGUUGCCGCCGCAAACUUAUAGUUUUCGAGAUAUUUGCAUUUAAAGUUGAAAAUUUUGCAAAUUUUAUCUUGCAAUUUCUCGAUUUCUAGUAAUUAUUUAUUUCAUAUUAUGCACUUUUUAUGCACUUAUACUUCAUUACAUUGUUUCUACAUAUUUAUUUUUUAGUAUUUAUUUAGUUAUUUGCUUAAAAUAAGCAUUUUAUAUUUUACACAAAUUUCAUUACAUGCACAAUAACAAAAGUAUUCCGUGUUGACAGAUAAUAAGUGUUGCCAUAAUUACACAUUUAUCAAACGAAUAAAAGUGAAUCAAAAUGAAUAAAAAAUAAGAUUAUACCCCAAAUACAUAAAUCAUUGCCCCUUUUCUUCAUACAUCAUAAUUUUUCAUCGGGCAGGCCACCAACGCAAAAAGGAGUUUUACUCAAAAAAAAAAAUCCGUCACACCCCGAUGUUGGAUCGUCCAGUGUUAUUUUUUUUUUGAAUCGCGGCCGAAGGCCGCCAACGCAAAAAGGAGUUUUACUCAAAAAAAAUCCGACACCCCGGUGUUGGAUCGGCCAGGGUUAUAUUUUUGAAGCGCGGCCGAAGGCCGCCAACGCAAAAAGGACUUUUUCUCAAAAAAAACCUGACACACCCCGGUGUUGGAUCGGCCAGGGCUAUUUUUUUUUGAAGCGCGGCCGAAGGCCGCCAAUGCAGAAAGAAGUGGGACGCGAAUGGACUAAUGUUUACCCUGUUUUACCUUUGUUGUGUUGCAAAUAAUCAUUAUGAUCCUUUUAUUAAAUUAUUAGAUUAAACAUACUUAUACGCCUUAAAACUUUUCUUAUUACAAUGGAAAAUUUAUUUCAGAUGGUAUUUGUUUUCUGCGUUUGAGUUUUUAUAUCCAUUCUUAUUCGUUUGAUAAAUGUGUAAUUAUGGCAACACUUAAUAUCUGUAAACACGGAAUACUUUUGUUAUUGAGCAUGGAAUGAAAAUUGCGUAAAAUAUAAAAUGCUUAUUUUAAGCAAAUAACUAAAUAGUUACUAAAAAAUAAAUAUGUAGAAACAAUGUAAUGAAGUAUAAGUGCAUAAAAAGUGCAUAAUAUGAAAUAAAUAAUUACUAGAAAUCGAGAAAUUGCAAGAUAAAAUUUGCAAAAUUUUCAACUUUAAAUGCAAAUAUCUCGAAAACUAUAAGUUUGCGGCGGCAACAAUUAUAUAUUUUCUUAAUCUGGAGCAUCAGCCCUAUUCAACCAUAUCACUUUUAACCCUGAAAUCGUGGGAUCGUAUACUAAAGUUUCCCCUUAUAUUAUGUAUAUAUGUAUACAUAUUUGCAAAUUACUUGCCAAAAGAUGAAAUAAAAUUUUUUAAAUAUAUUCAAAAUAUUAAUUUCAAAAAAAUAUACUGAAAUGCAACUAUGUACUACGAAAGAAAGAACACGAAUGCCGAAAAACGUCGCAGCGAACUGUUACGAAUAAGAACACAAAGCGAGUUGCUGAACACUGGGAACUCGGCGCGAUUCUCCUCUCCUCGUCGCCCCCCUCGCCUAUAAACUAAGAGUUGCCGCAACAAAAGUUGCCGUGUGUAAUAGGCGAGUGACAUGCAGGUAACGCGUGCCAGUUUAAUUGUCACACUUUUCUAUCAUUUUCUUAAGAGUGAAUCAAAAAAGCUCCCAAAACUUUUGUGUACAUGUGAUUUUUUUAUCACAUUCUCGCUCACAUAUUUUCUGCCGUGAUAAAACUAUGUACUUAUUUCUCACACUUUCGUUAAAUUUAAGACAAAUCGACAAAACUGCUUUCAGGAAAGCGUGGCGGUGCAUUCCAUAUUAGCGUAGUGGGCAAACCACUCGCUUACCAUUUCCUCAGUCUAGAGUUCGAAACGCGAAAUAUUUUUUUUUAAAUUAAAAUGUUUAUAUUAAUUUCGGGUUGGGUUUAGUAUCGCGCCGGUUAGUUUUGGCUCACUGUACCUAAACGAGAGAACCAAAUUGAAAAUUUUAAACACGCAUCUACAUAUGCUUAAAUUAUCGAACUUUAACCCUUAAAUGCAUGGUUUUUCCUUUUUAAAUACCAAGUGUGUAUUUGUAAGUGGCGCGCCCAGCUGUCAAAUUAUUAAAAUUAAAAAGUGAAAUGUCAUAUCAUGAAAGUUUGCGUUCAAAAACCAACACAGAUAUUUUUAGCACUUAAUAAAAGUAAAAAGUACUGUGUUUGAGUUACCGUUUAGAAAUUAUGUAAGGAAGAAAACACUGAUGUAUAUAUACAUCAUCAUGCAUUUAAGGGUUAAGCACAAUUCCGAUUUAUUUGGCGCCGCGAUUUGAAGGUACCGUUGGAAAGAGGAAGUCCUCCUGAUUAAAAAACAUAGGGUUAUAGGGUCCGCAAACGCUUAGUUUAGGAGAUAUUCGUCCUUAAAGUUCAAAAAUUCGCAAAAUUGGACCAUUUCAAGGAGCUAUUUCACCACAUUAAACACACUUUUUUCACAUUUUUCACUUCAAAUUAAUUAAAUUGCACAAUAAUCUUUUAAAUAAAUCUACGGGUAAAAUUUAGAAUAGCAUCCCCGAAUUUCGAGGAUAAAAUGGGUAUCACUGGAAAGGUGACGUUCUCCAGAUCACGAAAAUAUACAUAUAUAUAUAGUUGCCGCUGACUUAUAGUUUUAAAGAUAUUUGCAUUUAAAGCUGAAAAAUUGACAACUUUUACAUUGAUAAUUUGUCGGCGCCGCGUUUCAAAAAAAAAUAACCAUGGCAGCACUUUUCUUAUUGUGCAAAUGCAGAGAAUUUAACUAAAAUAAAAUAAUUAAAAUAAAGCUUUAUUUACAACAAAUAUUUAAAAAAUUAAUAUACAGAAACGUUAUAGUGAAGUGUUAGUAUGUGAAAAGUACAUAAUAUAAGUGAAAAAGUUAUUCCCAAUGUACGAAUUAUCAAAGUAAAAGUUGUCAAUUUUUCAACUUUAAAUGCAAAUAUCUUUAAAACUAUAAGUCAGCGGCAACUACAUAUAUAUAUAUAUUUUCGUGAUCUGGAGAACGUCAACUUUCCAGCGAUACACAUUUUAUUCCCGAAAUCCGGGGAUGCUAUUCUAAAUCCCAGCCAAAUCUACAUUUUACACUUUUAGCAGGUUUUUUACCUAAAAAAUCUUUUUUUUUUUAAAUCACAUUUUACACUUGUUUGAACCUCAUUUGUUUACCAAAAAUUACGACGAAAUGGAGCGCUGCCAUGUGAUGAUACGGUAAUUCGCUGAAAUUCCUUUUUCGCAAAAAUUCCUCUAUUCAUGCAUAUGGAUAUUUUCUUUUUUCAAUUUAUUAAGCAAAUAAGUAAUAUUAUAUACAUGUAUUAGUAAUAUUAUAUAAUAAUAUUAUAUGUAUAUAUGUACAUAUCAGAGGCCUGCACGAUUAAGGUAGGCAUCGUACGAUUACGUUACUAAGUAACACUUCUGACGAUUACCACGAUGCGAAGGUAACAUUGCGCAUCGGCAUCGCGGCAUCGUGGUACCGUACGAUUACUAUCUGGUAUCGUCAAUGGCAAUUGAAACGCUAUAGUCUUACAUGAUGUUAAUUCGUUGCUGGCUCGACAACGACUGAACGAUAGAGCAGAGCCGCUCAAAAUAAUGCGCAAUUUAUUUACCAACGCAUACAAUCACACAUUUGAUAUCUGCUAGCGUAUGAUUGUGUGCGCGCGCUUGCUUAGUACACUGAGUGAAAUCGUGCUAUUUGGUUAUUUUGUUAUUAAAAAUUUAGAAAAAAAUAAAAAAUUAUGGUUUUUGAUUAAAAAAGCAAUUAAGAACAACAAUAAUUUUAAGUUAAUUUUUUUAACUUUCCAUGAUUUUUUCCAUAUCGACGUCAAGAUCGUAAGUUUUGAUUCUCAUUAAGUCCUCUAUAUGCUUAUUCGAAACUGAAUUCCUGUAUUUCGAGUGUAUUUUUGACGCUGGCAGAAUUAGCGUCAUAGCGUACAUGCUUCGACUGCAUUUGCUUGCCUAUACUCCGAGUAUAGGCAUGAAAAAUUUUGAGCGGCUCUGCGAUAGAGCGUAAGCGUACGUGUGAAGUUAGUUUCCACAAUUGUUCUAAGAAAUGCCGACCACUGGUAACAUGUUAGUAAUCGGCGAUGCCCGCGAUGCCCGCGAUGCCGAUACCCUCGAUGCCGAUGCCCACGAUGCCAAAGUACCGUUACGUAGCGUGUACUCGCCGCAUCGGCAUCGCCGCUUGCUAACAUGUUACUUUUUUAAUUACUCGUGCAGGACUCUGGUACAUACAGUGGCGGACAAAAGUCUACAUACACCCCCUGUUUUCUUCGAUGUGAGAGUACAAAAACUUUUUAGAAAAAUGUGUUGAUACAGUUUUAUUCUAAUCUUCUUUCUAAUAACAACAAACUUAAAAAAUCCAUUAAUUAAUAUAAAACUACAAAUUUAUGGAAUAAAAACUCAAAUAUUGUGUUGACAAAAGUCUACAUACAGUACAAAAAUAUCUUAGUUCAGUGCGAAAAACUGUAAAAAAUGCUAGUUAUUAAGACGUUUUAGUAUUUAGUUGGGUCCCCAUUGGUAUCUAUAACUGCUUGAAGACGCCGUGGCAUUGAUUCUGCUAAAUUUGUCAACGCUGCAAAUGUAAUGCUGUUCCAAGGUCCCAAUAUGCGCUCUUAGAGUAGAGCAGAGCUAGAAAUUUGGUUCUUUCUAAUUCUACGCUCCAAAAUCUCCCAUACAUGUUCAAUAAUAUUCAUAUUUGGACUUUGAGGUGGUGUAUUUAAUUCACUUGGAGUAUAAUAAUGCAACCAAUCCUUGACAAUUUGCGCCGCAUGCAUCGGAUCGUUAUCUUGUUGAAAUAUCCAACCGGAACCGAGCCCUAAAUUAUCCACCAAAGGCCUCAAAUUAUGUUCCAACAGAGACUAAGUAUAAGUACCGUCCAUUUCAUCUUCAAUAAAGUCCAACUUUCUAACUCCAGAGGCCGCAACAGCUCCCCAAACCAUUACGCUGCCGCCACCGAGCUUCACAAUUUUAUACUACGUUCUUCGGUUCAAGCGUGGCGUUAGUUUUCCUUCAAAUUUUAGCCCUUUCAUCACUACCAAAAAGGGUGAAUUUAGAAUCAUCUGUAAAUGAAACUUUUUUCCAAAAAUCCAUUUCCUUUUCUUUGUGUUUUUUGGCGAACUUUAAACGAAGUUUCCGGUUUUUUCAGAAAUAAAAGGUUUCUUCCGUGGUGUUCUACUGUGGAAUCCGUUAUCGUUUAGAGUUUUUUUUUAUUGUUUUUGGUUGGAUACUCAUUUGUGAUGUACUUACUACGCGUUCGGCUAUAUUUGGAGCAUUUACUUUUGGAUUUUGGUCUACUUCGUUGGGAAUCAGGCUGACGUCUCUACGAGAUUGUUUUUUUGGGCGUCCACUGCGCGGUUUAUUUUCGUUGGAACCAUUAUUUUUAAAGUUUUUUAGAAUUGUCUGUACUGUUGCUCGACUCAAGUUAAAAAUUUUAGAAAUUUCACCAUAUGAUUUUUUUUCUUUUCUUUCUUUUAUCACCAAAUUUCUUACAUCAAUUGAUAUUUCAUUUCGCGGAGCCAUUAUAGCUAUUGAAAUGUUUAAACCACAACUAAAUUCAAUAAAUAUCAAACAAUAAACAUAUUGAAAUAAAAGAAAAAGGCUAACGUUACCUUACUGUUAAUAUUGCAAUGUACAAAGUAGGAGAUUAGAACUGUAUGUAGACUUUUGUCAAAGCAAUUUUUGAGUUUUUCUUCCAUAAAUUUGUUGUUUUAUGUUAAAUAAUGAUUUUUUUUAGUUAAUUGUUAUUAUAAUAGAUAUUAGAAUAAAACUGUAUCAACACAUUUUUCUAAAAAGUUUUUGUACUCUCACAUCGAAGAAAAGAGGGGGUGUAUGUAGACUUUUGUCCGCCACUGUAUAUAUAAGUAUUAUAUAAUAAUAUUACGUAAUAAAGUGUACUGUAUACAGUACAGUACGAAAACUCAUAUUUUAAUUAGAAUAAUAUAUGUAUAUAUCGUCGCCUAAAAUACAAACCGAUGUAUCAUCAAAAAUAAAUGGAAAUCGCUGACAGAUAUAAUAACCAAAAUUUAUCAAUUUUAUAACGAAAACUUAAAUUUUAUUUCAAUAUUGGAUAUAAAGUGGUUAUAUUUUUUGGUUAUUAUGCAGUCAUCUUCUUCUUUACUGGCGUAGACACCGCUUACGCGAUUAUAGCCGAGUCAACAAUAGCGCGCCAGUCGUUUCUUCUCUUCGCUACGUGGCGCCAAUUGUACAUUCCAAGCGAAGCCAGGUCCUUCUCCACUUGGUCCUUCCAACGGAGUGGAUGUCUUCCUCUUCCUCUGCUUCCCGCGGCGGGUACUGCGUCGAAUACUUUCAGAGCCGGAGUGUUUUCAUCCAUCCGGACAACAUGACCUAGCCGUCUGAAAAACAACAAAGCGGCAGGGGCCGAUGGAUUGCCGGCCGAGCUAUUCAAAUACGGCGGCGAAGAGCUGAUAAAGUGCAUGCAUCAGCUUCUUUGCAAAAUAUGGUCGGACGAAAGCAUGCCCAACGAUUGGAAUUUAAGUGUGCUAUGCCCAAUCCAUAAAAAAGGAGACCCCACAAUCUGCGCCAACUACCGUGGGAUUAGCCUCCUCAACAUCGCAUAUAAGGUUCUGUCGAACGUAUUGUGUGAAAGAUUAAAGCCCACCGUCAACAAGCUGAUUGGACCUUAUCAGUGUGGCUUCAGACCUGGUAAAUCAACAACCGACCAGAUAUUCACCAUGCGCCAAAUCUUGGAAAAGACCCGUGAAAGGAGAAUCGACACUCACCACCUAUUCGUCGAUUUCAAAACUGCUUUCGACAGCACGAAAAGGAGCUGCCUUUAUGCCGCGAUGUCUGAAUUUGGUAUCCCCGCAAAAUUAAUACGGCUGUGUAAACUGGCGUUGAGCAACACGAAAAGCUCCGUCAGGGUCGGGAAGGACCUCUCCGAGCCGCCGUAUUUGAAUAGCUCGGCCGGCAAUCCAUCGGCCCCUGCCGCUUUGUUGUUUUUCAGUCGGGCAAUUGCUAUUCGAACUUCUUCAUGGUCGGGCAAUGGAACGCCUGCUCCAUCGUCAUCGAUUGGGGUAUCGGGCUCGCCUUCUCCUGGUGUUGUGCGUACACAGCCAUUCAGCAGGCUGGAGAAGUGUUCCCUCCAUAAUUUAAGUGUGCUCUGGGCAUCGGUGGCUAGAUCACCUUGGGGGGUUCUACAGGAGUAUGCUCCGGUCUUGAUACCUUCGGUAUCUAUCCGAUCCCGCACGUGUUGUGGUCGAUCGUAUCUUUGCGAGGUAAGCUGUCUGUUUUCUCUCCGCUGCGUCACAGCACACCUCAUCGUACCAGCUAUUCUUUUGCAUUUUCCAAAAACCCAUGGUUUCGGUUGCAGCUGUACGUAAGGAGCUUGAAAUCCCACCACGUCCCACAGUUCCCUUAUACCGAGUUGUUGACGAGUGCCCUCAGAGAGCAGGAGUGCAAGUCGAGUAGAAAAUCAUUCGAGUAUCUGUUGUGAUUGCAGCUUCUCGACGUCGAACCUUCCUUGUGUUUGUUGGCGUGCGUUUUGUGCUGCACAGAGGCGGGUGCGAAUCUUGGCUGCAACAAUAUAGUGGUCCCAGUCGAUGUUAGGACCUCGGAGCGCACGCACAUCUAAAACACUGGAGACGUGUCUUCCGUCUAUCACAACAUGAUCGAUCUGGUUGGUAGUUUUUCGAUCCGGAGACAGCCAGGUAGCUUGAUGGAUUUUCUUAUGCUGGAAUCUAGUACUACAGAUAACCAUAUUUCGGGCCCCGGCGAAGUCGAUCAGCCUCAACCCAUUUGGGGAUGUUUCCUCGUGGAGGCUGAAUUUACCGACCGUAGUGCCAAAGAUACCUUCUUUGCCCACCCUGGCGUUGAAGUCGCCAAGCACGAUUUUGACAUCGUGGCGGGGGCAUCUCUCAUAAGUGCGCUCCAAGCACUCAUAAAAGGCAUCUUUGGUCACAUCGUCCUUCUCUUCCGUCGAGGCGUGGGCGCAAAUCAGCGAUAUGUUGAAGAACCUCGCUUUGAUGCGGAUUGUGGCUAGACGUUCAUUCACCGGAGUGAAUGAUAGUACUCGGCGACGGAGUCUCUCUCCCACCACGAAUCCAACACCAAACUUGCGCUCCUUUAUAUAGGCACUGUAGUAGAUGUCACAAGGACCUACUCGUCUCUGUCCUUGUCCCGUCCAUCGCAUUUCUUGGACGGCGGUGAUGUCAGCCUUUAUUUUCACGAGGACAUCAACCAGCUGGGCAGCGGCACCUUCCCAAUUAAGGGACCGGACAUUCCAGGUGCAUGCCCUUAGUUCGUAGUCCUUAUUUCGUUUGCCAUGGUCGUCAUCAAAAGGGGGGUCUCUCAUCCGAGGCUUAUAGUUGAUUUUCAUUGGAGGUGUUUUUUUACGUGGCGGGUCCCAAACCCAGCGCACAAUUAUGCAGUCAUAUUGAAACAAAAUUUGAGUUUUGGAUAUAAAGUAGUUACAGUGUGCGACAAAACUAAAGCACGGAAUCUACCUUGUCGGUUUUUAACCGAAUAAAAUCAUAAAAUAGGCAUUACAUGAUGUUUUAUUGAUUUGUAUUAUUAGUUCAUGUAUUCUUCUUUGAAAAUUAGUAAAAAUUAAACAAAUUAACUUAUUGAAAUAUUAUAUAAAAUUAAAUAUCUGAAGAACUUCAAAAAUCUGGUGCGACAAAACUAAAGCACAUAGCCAAUAAUUCAUAUUAAUUGCACAUUAAUUGUUUGUUUAACGGUUUUUAAUGAUCAAAAAAUGUUGAAUAUGUGUAGUUAUUAGCUAAAUAGAAAUAUAUUAGUGCAUAUUCAGUUUCAGUUCGUUAUUCAAAAUGAUUGGUUGUAUAUUAAAGUAAAAGAUAUAUCAAUGGCUCGAAAUAACUAUUCUGUUCAUUUUAGUAAAAAAUUUUUUAAGGAUUUUAAGAAAAGAGAAUCGGUUUUGACUAUUGCAAAAGAGUUUGGAAUAAAUCAUUCUAUUGUUUCCCGAACAUUUAGCCGAUUUCGCAAAUAAAGCUCUUUGGUUACAGCGCAUAGAGGUAGACGGCCACGGAAAGCAACCAAACGAGAGGAUAAGGAAGUCAUUCGGGCAAUAAAAAAUUACCCUUUUAUAUCGGCAAUAUCUAUUGUAAGACAAUUACGGUUAAAUAUAUUACAGAGCUCCAUACAACGUCGAGCUGUCCAUGGGGGGUUUUCAUGCUACCUGUAGUAAGUUAGUGCAAAAAAGCCGUAGUAUUUAUUUAAAGAACAGACUGGCGCGAUUGGAAUAUGUGAGGAUGCACAUAGAUUGAACGAUAACCAAAUGGUAAACUGUACUUUUUUCUGGCGAACUGAAGUUUAAUAUCAAAGAUUGAGAUGGGCUGAAGCUGGUAGGCAGACCGAAGGGACUACGCCUACAUCAGCGCUAUAAAACAAGCGCGGUGAAACAUGGUGGAGACAAUGUACUAGUGUGGGGUUGUUUUCCAGAGAAUGGAAUUGGGCCAAUUCAUUAUAUAAACAGUACAUUGGGCAAAUGCAAGCAUAAAAAUAAUUUUCAGAAUAUUAUGCUGCCGCAUGUUGCAGAAGAAAUGGUUUUAAAAUGGAGUUAUCAACAUGACAACGACCAGAAACAUACUGCUAUUUGUGUAAAACAGUGGUUUGUUGAUAACAGACGUGAGAAUUGUAAAAAUAAGGCCGUUUUAUACAUACAAGUAAAGGUAGCAUGGAAAAGCAUUUCCUGCGACACAUAAAAUAAAUUAAUUGAGCCCAUGCCUCGCCGAUGUCCACCUGUAUUGAAAAAUAAGGGAUACGCAACCAAAUAUUGAAAGACAUACAUUUUUCAAUCAUAAAACCCUUUCGUGCUUUAGUUUUGUCGCACACUGUAUAUAUUUUGGUUAUUAUGCACUCAAUCUCAUAUUUUAAAUAUAAUAAUAUAUAUAUUGUCACCUAAAAUACAAAGCAAUGCAUCAUCAAAAAUAAAUGGAAAUCGCUGACAGAUAUAAAACCAAAAUUUACCAUUUUAUAACGAAAACUUAAAUUUUGAGUGCAUGAUAACCAUAAAUUAUAACCACUUUAUAACAAAAAGUCAAUAUAUAUUUUUUUCAACACAGAAAGGGGUACUACGCGAAAGUACUUCAGUCACCCCGGAUAUUCGCUCGGCCAGGGUUAUUUUUUUAGAGCGCGGCCGAAGGCCGCCAACGCAGAAAGGAGUACUAUGCGAAAGUACUUCAGUCACCCGGGUAUUCGCGCGGCCAGGGUUAUUUUUCUAGAGCGCGGCCGAAGGCCGCCAACGCAGAAAGGAGUACUAGGCAAAAGUACUUCAGUCACCACGGGUAUUCGCUCGACCAGGGUUAUAUUUUUAAAGCGCGGCCGAAGGCCGCCAACGCAGAAAGGAGUACUAUGCGAAAGUACUUCAGUCACCCCGGGUAUUCGCUCGGGUCAUUUUUAUCAGGGUUAUUUUUUUAGAGCGCGGCCGAAGGCUGCGAACGCAGAAAGGAGUACUAUGCGAAAGGACUUCAGUCACUCCGGGUAUUCGCUCGGCCAGGGUUAUUUUUUUAGAGCGCGGCCGAAGGCUGCGAACGCAGAAAGGAGUACUACGCGAAAGUUCUUCAGCCACCCCGGGUAUUCGUUCGUAAUAUUAUAAUAUUAUCACAGGAUUUUACUUAUCUGUGUUUAUUAAAUAUAAAUCACAUAUUAUUCAUAUAUUCAUAUAUGCAUGUAUCACUACAUAUUAUAAAACAAAGUCACUUUUUCUGUCCUUAUGUCCCCUUAAAUGUUUAAAUCUUGAAAACUAAGCAACUGAUUUUGAUGCGGUUUUUUUUAAUAGAUAGAUUGGUUAAAGGGGAAGGUUUAUGUCAUUAUAAUGUGAAGAAAUAUAUAAAGGAGGCGUGGCACUCGGACAAAAUGUGGUAAAAAACCGUACAUUUUUUGUUUACACAGCCAUACAUCAUAAAAGAAUCCACCGAUUAAAAUGAAACUUACUUGAAGUUAAUCUUUGAAAUAUUUGCUUUCGUUCUGCAUCAAAAAAAAUAGUUGAUUCAUUUCUUAUUUAACCAAAAUUGUUUAAACAAGAGCACGAUUUUUUCCAAAAAAAAAAACUGUUUGUGUGUUUGUUCGCUGUCAACCGAAUGAAACAUUAGAAGUUAUGUGGGAAUCUCACCCCACCUCAUUCGUGUUGAAUUAGACCGUAUGGAGAAGAUGUAUUGAUUCCCCGAAUCCCUAUGAUACCAUCGGAUUUACCAUUCCAAUUUAAACGUUUACAAUUUCCGGUAAAGACAUCUUUUGUAAUGACCAUUAAUAAAUCGCAGGGUCAAACUUUCAACGUUGCAGGCUUAGAUUUGAGUUGACUUGACUGUCUUUCACAUGGCCCACUGUAUGUCGCUCUUUCAAGAGUAACCUCAAGAGAAAACAUGUUUGUAUUGUCUAAUGACAAGAAAGCUGUGAACGUUGUAUAUAAAGACAUUCUGUAAUAUAUUAAUUGUUGUUGUAAAAAUAAAAUAAAUAUGUUAAAAUGCAAAAAAAUGUAGGGUAUGAAUUUAGAUAUUCCAAAGAUAGCAAGGAAAUCUUCAUGGUAUAAAGAAAGGGGGUUUUACUCCAAAUGUAACGCGUGCGGGCCACGGGCAGUAAUGAAUAAAUCAAAACUACAGGAUCGAUUUUAAUCAUUUUUUCAGUGAGUGACAUAGACCUUAUAUUUUAUUUCCGUGCGAAGCCGGGCGGGUUGCUAGUAAUAGUAUAUGCAAAAGUGUUCACAUAUUCAAUUUUAGCUUGAAAAAUCUUCUUUAUAGUUUUUUUUAUAAUUAAUAAAGAAAUAGAAUCACUCGAAAGUACAAACAAAGAAAACGCUGUGAAACCCUGAAAAAUCCUUCAUUUUCGGUUUUUAAGGUGUGGCAAUGCUGGUUUUCCUUGUAAAUAUAAGCGCUCUAAACUUUUCAGCCAUUAAUUUGACAAGUGAUUUUUAAAUUACUAAAUUUAGUUGAAAAAUUGCAAAAUAAAUGUGAGUUUAUUUCAAUGCUUACAGUGUAUAUUUGAAUAUACAUAGUAAAAAACGUGAAAAAAAUUAGUGAAACAUGAAGAAAUAACAUAUGUUCCUAGUGCAAAUUUUUGAAUUUUUAAACUUGAAUAUUUCAAAAAAUAUUAGUUAAUUUUAUGUUAUUCUUGGAUAUUCCUCCUCUGGAGAAGCUCCCCUAUCCGUACAUACCCCAUUUAUACGGAAAUUAGGUUUUUUACCCCUCCGCCAAAGUAAUCGGAAUCGUGCCGAACUUUAUUUUAAAACCUAUUUUAUAAAAAUCGGUUCACAAAUUUUUCCACAAAUUCACUUUAAAAAAUGCUAUUUUUUGCAAAUUUCUAAAUAUAUGCUAGUGUAUUUUCAUCUGUUGUGCAUUGUACGAAACCAAUUAUGGAUACAUUUUCACUCACAUAAAUUACUUAUGAAUUAUAAAAACCACUAGUAAUGUUUUUAAUUACUUUGGAUUGUUAAUUUCUUUGUAAAUCUUUACAUAAAAUACACCUUUUUCUGCAUUGAGUUCAAUAAUGAGAAAAACCAAAAUGACUGCCUAAUUUGAACUGUCAAAUUACCGAGAAAGCACGAACAAAAGGGAAUAAAUUAAACCCACUUAGCAAUAAAUGUAUGAAGUGAAUGCGAAAAGGUGUUCAAUGCUAAAAUACUGUGGAUGGCGUAGCCGGUGUUGGAUCGACCAGGGUUAUUUUUUUAGAGCGCGGCCGAAGGCCGGCAACGCAGAAAGGAGUACUACACGAAAGUACAUCGGUCACCCCGGGUAUUCGCUCGACCAGGGUUAUCGGGAUCGAGUUUACCAUCCCUACUGGCAGCCAUCGGGGCACAUAUAAAACCUCCGCACAAUAACCACCACAAAAAAAAAUGAUUUUUUUUCCAUGUAAUUUAUAUGGGAAACAGAAAAUUUGAAAUAGGCACCUUUUAAUAUUAAUAUUAAGAGCUCAUAUUUUGAGUGACUUUUUUUUACACAUUUUCGAAAGUUUUGAGCCUGUUUUUCAGUUGAAAAAGAAGGUUGCCUCUAAAUGGCACACUCUAAUGUAUAUACUAAAUUUACCAUAUAAUAUGUUAGAUGCCAGUAGAAAUUUCGAUAGGGGUUGUUUCCCUCCUCUACCGUCCCAGUUACACAAAAACAAAAAUUCGUCAGUGUAUAUAUGUCUCAGCACAUCAUGUAAAUUAUCUGAAUUUCCCUUUGUUUUUAAAAUAAAUUGUUUCUGUAAAUUGAAAAUAUUUAGCAAAAGUUUAAAUAAUAUUUAUUGAAAAAAAAUGUAUACAUUACUAACCGUUGCAGUAGCAAAUUCCUCGCAUUUCAGUUUCUCGUCCAUUUCCAAUGCUGCAGCUAUCGUUGUUAUUGGUAGCGUGGAGGCAACUUCGGUUUGCAUACUAUCUAUUUCUUCACCAGUCAGUCGGCAUACUGAAUGGUGAAUUUCUAAUUAAAACCUUACAUUCGCGCACAGUUUUUUGUUGGGCCAUUUCUUCGCUUUUAUGAAUUGUCUUUUAUGUAUGUAUGCAGUUAGAGGAUACAAUAACAAAACAAUACGUUCUCUAUAUUGAUGAAUACUUAUAGAACAAUAUAAACUUACAUUUUCUUUCAUAUAGCUGUCCAUCUUUUUCUCCAUAUUGAAUACUCUUGUCGUCAAUACUUCUAAUUGUGCAGAAAUAGUUUUUAACAUAUUAAAAACUUCUGAAAAAAGUUAUAAACAUAUUAGAGAACAAUACAUUUUAGAAAAGUAUUGGAUUACCA
Molecule: messenger RNA, 17061 nt
Organism: Bactrocera dorsalis (oriental fruit fly)
Lineage: Eukaryota; Metazoa; Arthropoda; Insecta; Diptera; Tephritidae
Product: mitochondrial import inner membrane translocase subunit Tim17-B
Exons: 2
Coding region: 9814-10719 (301 amino acids)
Biological process (GO): protein import into mitochondrial matrix
Cellular component (GO): TIM23 mitochondrial import inner membrane translocase complex; mitochondrial inner membrane
Molecular function (GO): transmembrane protein transporter activity
Source: RefSeq, a predicted model, not a curated record